AAAAAAGAGAGAUAACUCCAUAUUAUUAGAUUGCGAAUAGGUGUAUCAUCAACACAAAUACUUGAAAUACACAGUCUAGAUUUUUAGAUCUAGGCUAGACUCUAGAUCUAGUUCUAGUCCUAUUUGUUAGUCUCAACGUUACGUUCUGGGAAUUCGAACCAAUGUGACAUUACUGCAUAACAGCUGAACAAUGGACAAUGACAACUACUACAUUGUUCUGUGUAAAAAUCCAAUUCGUUUUGAACCAGUCAGCAAAGUCAACAAUGUCUUCUUUGAUGACGCCAAUAAACAGGUGUUUGCUGUCAGGUCUGGUGGCGCUAUGGGUGUUGUCAUGAAAGGGCCGGAUGAGAAAUCAUCAGCAUCGUUUAGGAUGGAAGACAGGGGUGAUAUAAUUUCAAUCAAAUUUUCUCCAGAUAAACGUAUUCUAGCAGCCCAAAGAAGCAGUAAGACAGUUGAAUUUUUAAAUUUUCAAGAAGAUCUAAACACAGACCAGCAAGAGUAUUCCCAAGCUUGUAAAGGUAAAACCACAGAGAUUCGAGGCUUUGUGUGGAGUUCUAAUACUGAGAUUAUAUUUAUUACUAGUGGAGGACUUGAACAUUAUCAGGUUUUGCCAGAAAAAAGAAGUUUGAAAAGUUUAAAGACUCAAGCCUUGCAGGUCAAUUGGUAUGUUUGGCUGGGCUCCAGCAAUUUAUUAUUGAUUUCUUCUGGGACACUUGGCAACACAUUAUAUCCUUUUCAAUUCAAAACACCAGGUGUUAUGACUAAACUUCCCAAAUUUGAAGUGGACUUACCUGCUAUGCCACGACCUCAGAAGCUAGCCUUAUUAGACCGGGAUGUCAUUAUGGCAGUUAUUUAUGAAAACUUGUACAUAGUUGUGUUGCGUCAUCCACCCUCUACAUCCACUGGAGCAGAAAUAGUUCUUUAUCAAAUACAAAAAGAGGGUCUGGCUAGAAAAACUGAUGUACUCAAGCUAGAAAUGAGUGGACGAUUUGCAAUCAAUGUUGUAGACAACCUGAUCAUGGUUCAUCACCAGGCUUCCAAGACAUCUGUGAUAUUCGACAUUCAUUUAGAAGGCAAAUCUGAUGGCUAUGUAACUUAUCACUAUCCAGUGUUAUCCCCCCUUGGUAUCAAACCCUUCAAACUUCUUCUUCCAUCUCUAAAUAUGCAAGCUGGAACAGACAGAGCAGAAUAUAACUGUGAACUUUACUCAGCAAAUUGGAUUGUAUUUCAGCCAGAUAUUGUUAUAGAUGCCAAACUAGGCUGUUUAUGGACUUUGCAAAUUAGUUUAAACCCUUUAGUAACCAUGAUUCCAGAUAAGGACCGGUUGAUACAGUUUCUUCUCAAUCGUACUGACUCCAAGCCAGUGAUACUAAACGUUUGUGCUCAGAUGUUGGUGCCAGGUAAACAGGCUAGCUUGCAGUCUCUAGCCAAAGUAUAUGAUAUGCUGAAUUUGACCUAUAAACAACACCUGGACAUACAGGGUCAGCUUUCUGCUGGUGAAACUGUCAGUGGAACUGGUAACAAAAAAGUUGUGAUAGAACAGCCUGAUAUGUUCACACAUGUUUUCUCAGUCUUUGAAGAACACAAGGACAUCAAAUACAAGUUUAUUGUAGCUGUACUCAUUGAAUACAUUAGAUCUCUAAAUCAGUUUGGUAUACUUGUACAGCACUAUCUCUAUGAACUGAUCAUCAAUAUUCUAGUCCAGAACAAUUGUUUCUACCAACUUCACCAGUUUCUUCAGUAUCAUGUUCUCAGUGACUCAAAACCAUUGGCUUGUUUGAUGCUUUCAUUAGAAACAGUUUAUCCUCCUGCCCACCAGUUAGCCUUGGACAUGCUCAAGAGACUUCAGACAGCGAAUGAAGAAAUUGUGGAAGUUUUACUUUCUAAACAGCAGCUGUUACCUGCACUCAGAUUUAUUCGAAGUGUUGGGAAUGUUGAUGUGGUCUCUGCCAGAAAGUUUCUAGAGGCAGCCUUGAACACAAAUGACAACAUGAUAUUUUAUACAGUUUUUAAAUUCUUUGAACAAAGAAACCUGAAGCUGAAGGCCAACCCCAGAUUUCAAACAGGUGAACAUUGUGAGCAGUAUGUCCAACAGUUUGAAUCUUUGUUUGGCUAUGAAGCUUUUAUGUCUUUACCUACAGUACAGUAAAGUCUGGAGAUUUGACAGGACAAGCCACAAUGGAUAGGAUUAGAGAUGAUUGAUGAGUCAAGAAAACUUCAGACAUUUAUUUCCAGAAACUGAACAUUUGAGAUUAUCUGAUGUACAGAUCAAUAAUUUGCCUGUUAAUACAAAUACUUUGAUAUUUAUUUACUCUUUAUUUAUCUACAGCUCAGUUUUUGUGAGCCAGACACCAGUGGAAGCAAUACUUAGAAAACAAAAUGAAUUUAUUGAGGCUUAUAGCGAAACAGUUUUUGGAUUUUGUAAAGUUUAAAAAUUAAACAUUGUUAUAAUAUCAUAUUUGUAGUCUAGUGAGAAUGUUAGACUAGGUUUUUUUUUAGGAUUUUUUU
This is a messenger RNA of Biomphalaria glabrata, 2508 nucleotides long. Its product is annotated as regulator of MON1-CCZ1 complex-like. Bases 191 to 2149 code for a protein of 652 amino acids. Gene Ontology annotation, molecular function: protein binding. Gene Ontology annotation, cellular component: late endosome membrane; lysosomal membrane; Mon1-Ccz1 complex. The record is from RefSeq and is a predicted model, not a curated record. The transcript is spliced from 23 exons. NCBI's taxonomy places the organism in Eukaryota, Metazoa, Mollusca, Gastropoda, Planorbidae. Gene Ontology annotation, biological process: regulation of autophagy.